AUGAGGUAUGAAGUUGCAGUUCCAUUAUGCAAACAGGCUCUAGAAGAUCUCGAAAAAACUAGUGGUCAUGAUCACCCUGAUGUUGCUACAAUGCUUAAUAUAUUAGCCUUAGUUUAUCGUGAUCAGAACAAAUAUAAAGAAGCUGCAAAUCUUCUAAAUGACGCUUUGGCGAUUCGUGGUAAAACUUUAGGAGAAAAUCACCCGGCUGUUGCUGCAACUCUUAACAAUCUUGCUGUUUUAUAUGGCAAACGUGGAAAAUAUAAAGACGCUGAACCUCUAUGCAAGCGUGCCUUAGAAAUUAGAGAAAAGGUUUUGGGAAAAGAUCAUCCUGACGUUGCAAAACAAUUAAAUAAUUUAGCGUUGUUGUGUCAAAAUCAAGGAAAAUAUGAUGAAGUAGAAAAGUAUUACCAGCGGGCUUUAGAAAUAUAUGAGUCGAAACUAGGUCCAGAUGAUCCUAAUGUUGCAAAAACAAAAAACAAUUUAGCGAGUUGCUAUUUGAAGCAAGGAAAAUAUUCAGAAGCAGAAGUUCUUUACAAACAAGUUCUAACUAGAGCACAUGAGCGAGAAUUCGGUGCUAUUGACAGCAAAAAUAAACCUAUAUGGCAGGUAGCAGAAGAACGUGAGGAACACAAAUAUGAUAAUCGAGAGAACACUCCAUACGGCGAAUAUGGAGGAUGGCAUAAGGCCGCUAAAGUUGAUUCUCCAACUGUUACAACAACAUUAAAAAAUUUAGGUGCACUUUAUCGGAGGCAGGGAAUGUUUGAAGCUGCGGAAACAUUGGAAGAUUGUGCUCUUCGAAGUAAAAAGGAAGCGAUUGAUUUGGCCAAACAAGCCAAAGUUGCUCAAUUAUUAACAACUAGCGAAAGAAGGCGAUCCAGACAGUUUAAAGAGGAAUCAGAUAAUACUGAUGAGGCGAAAUUAUAUGUAUCGUAA
This is a messenger RNA of Teleopsis dalmanni, 933 nucleotides long. Its product is annotated as kinesin light chain. Lineage: Eukaryota; Metazoa; Arthropoda; Insecta; Diptera; Diopsidae. Gene Ontology annotation, cellular component: cytoplasm; kinesin complex; membrane-bounded organelle. Gene Ontology annotation, molecular function: kinesin binding. Bases 1 to 933 code for a protein of 310 amino acids. The transcript has 5 exons. Gene Ontology annotation, biological process: microtubule-based movement. The record is from RefSeq and is a predicted model, not a curated record.